UGCUGCGAGCGCCCGGCCGCCGCUCCCCGCCCCGCCCCGCCCCGCCCCGGGCCGGGCCGGGGAUGCGCUGCUCGGCGGCCGCUCGCAGGAGCCGCGCGGCGGGCGGGGAGCGGGAUGGAGGUGGAGGAGGCGUUCCCGCUGGUGGGGCAGAUGGGGCCCUACCAGGUGUACCUGUGCGUGCUGCUGGCCGUGCUCCUCCAGCUCUAUGUGGCCACUGAAGCCAUCCUCAUUGCAUUGGUGGGUGCAACUCCUCCCUACCACUGGGACCUCCAAGAGCUCUCAGCUAACCAGAGUCAUAGCAACCAGUCAGCGAGUGAGGAGAGAGCUUUUGGGGAAUGGCUUCUGACUGCCAAUGGCAGCGAGGUGCAUAAGCAUGUACACUUCAGCAGCAGCUUCACAUCGAUAGUCUCUGAGUGGUUUUUAAUUGGCAACACAUCGUACAAAGUCAGUGCUGCCAGUUCUUUCUACUUCAGUGGUGUAUUUGUUGGAGCAAUCUCCUUUGGCCAACUCUCAGAUCGAUUUGGGAGGAAGAAAGUCUAUCUUACAGGUUUUGCUCUUGACAUCUUGUUUGCCAUUGCAAAUGGAUUUUCACCCUCAUAUGAAUUCUUUGCCAUCUCUCGCUUCUUGGUAGGGAUGAUGAAUGGUGGGAUGUCACUGGUGGCCUUUGUUCUACUGAAUGAGUGUGUGGGCACUGCCUACUGGGCAUUAGCAGGAUCUAUUGGUGGCUUGUUCUUUGCUGUGGGAAUUGCCCAGUAUGCUUUAUUAGGGUACUUCAUUCGUUCCUGGAGGACUCUGGCUGUUGUCGUUAACCUGGAAGGAACAGUCGUCUUUCUUCUCUCUGUAUUCAUUCCAGAGUCCCCCCGCUGGCUCUACUCACAAGGCCGGCUGAAUGAAGCAGAAGAUGCCCUCUACCUCAUUGCAAAGAGGAACCGCAAGCAGAAGUGCACUUUUUCAUUAAAACUUCCAGCAGAGAGGGGCUCCAGAGAAGCUGGCAGCUUCUUGGAUCUGUUCCGAUAUAAGAUUCUCCUGGGACGCACCUUGAUCAUGAUGUUUACCUGGUUUGUGUGCAGCUUGGUUUACUAUGGUCUUACCCUUAAUGUGGGUGACUUAGGUGGAAGUAUUUAUGCCAAUUUAGCCCUUUCAGGGUUGAUAGAAAUCCCAGCAUACCCAAUCUGUAUUUACUUGAUUAACCAAAAAUGGUUUGGUCGGAAGCGAACACUGAGUACAUUUCUGUUCCUGGGAGGAUUGGCUUGUCUUAUUGUCAUGUUCCUUCCUAAAAAGAAAGAUACUGGAGUGUUUGCAGUGGUGAACAGUCGCUCUCUGUCUUUGCUGGGGAAACUGACAAUCAGUGCUGCAUUUAACAUCGUCUACAUCUACACGUCAGAACUUUAUCCCACAGUGAUCAGGAAUGUUGGAAUGGGUGCCUGCUCCAUGUUUUCCCGUGUUGGUGGAAUCAUUGCUCCUUUCGUCCCUUCAUUGAAAUCUGUACAGUGGUCUCUGCCUUACAUUGUGUUUGGAGCGACUGGUCUUUUGUCUGGGCUCUUAAGUUUAUUGUUACCAGAGACCUUAAACAGCCCUUUGCUAGAAACUAUUUCAGACCUGCAGGUAUGCUCAUACUGGAGGCUGGGUGAUGAAGCCAUGUCAUUGCAAGCCCUAGAUGGCUCACAGUCUGGAAACAAAGACGGUUCUGCAGGGAGUGGAAGUGAAGAUGAGGAGUUUUAUGAUGCCAAUGAAGAGACUCAUAUGAUCAAGUAAUGAAAAGGAGCACUGGCCGAUUUUAUGCCUUUCCUUUCUUGUCCAAUCGGUCUGGCUGUAAAGACAAAUACUGGGGACGUGGCCUGUCAAGGAAUGUAAUUGGGCAAGUGCCUGUGUGUUUCCUGACUAGGAGAGGGGUUUGAGUACUGUUCAGACUAAUCACACCAGUGAUGCUCUCCAUACGAGACAGCCAUUCAAAUUCCUGUGAUUCAGAAUGACAGUGUACGGACCACAUUUGAAGCCAGGUGAGACAGCAAGGGUGGGAUGAUGUAUUUCUGAAACCUAGGCAGUUACCUAGGCUUACACAGAUUUUGACAGAUCAUCAAUGCACGUUUGUAUUUUAUUUUCAAGGUGGUUGAUUUGGAUUCAGUAUAAAUUGAUAUAUUUAGACAUCUACUUUUCUUUUUCUGUAGAAUGGAAGUGGUCACAGAAUGUGCUGUGUGCUACUUCAGUGGGAAGAAAUCCCUGAAACUGUAUGUUAAAAUGGCUUCUGUGUGUUGAACAGAGGAGAGGUAACUAUGAACAUAAGAUUUCUCUCUGCACACAGACACCUGUAUAGAAUUACAGGGUGCAGCUGGUUAGUCAUGAGCUGUGCAUAAACUUAGUGCUAACGGAAAGCUGGGAGGGAGAACUACAGGAAGGAGCAGUCAUAAAGCCUGGAGACAAAGGACAUGACGGAUAUUUUUUUUUCCUCCUUUUCAUCCGUCAAGCAUUUUUGUGGGUUGGCUUAUGCAUAUGUUUGUCACAUGUUCCCCACAUCUCAGCACUGCUGUUUAUAGCUUUGCCUACUUUUACCUUGUCCUCACUUUGCCAUAAAUAUUGAAGCUCAACAACUUCUCUGUGCAGUGAAAUAAUUCUGUGAAGGAUGUAAUUUCAUGGGUGGGACAUAGGCGAGGUAUUUAUCACAUACUGUAUGUCUGAGGUGUGUGUUAGAAUAUAUAGCUCACUUUUUAUGGACCCCCUCUGUGUCUUCAUUUCUGGAAGAAACUUAACUCCGAAGUGGUAAGAGGAACUAUGAGUUGCUGUUACACUUUGGGAAUAAUUGCCAAGAAGCUGCUGGUAUUUAUUUAACCUUGUGUGUAGAUAAAAUUCUCAUUUAAAAAAAAAAAAAGGCAAACCUCUUUGACACAAUAUUUGGUUACUUGAUGCUCUUUCUUAACCAGGUGCUUGCUCAAACACUUGGUUACUUGACCUUGUUGUGAAAGACAACUUUACUCUCCUGUUUACACUGAACUUUAAGUGCUUCAUUAGAGGGAUAUGGAAUCUUGAAAUAUUCCAGCUACAAUGAUGAGGCAUUACAAGGAUUCCAUUUUCUCGAUUACUUUAUCAUCUUCAUCCUCCAACCUGUGGGUUUCUAUUUAUUAAGAUUGAUUUCCAUAAAAUGUUUGUUAGUCUUUAUACUUGAAGUUCAUAGCAAAGUGUCACACAACAGCAGUAAGUAUAUUGUUGGCUCGCUGGCCAGUUUUGUGAAUGUUAAACUAAAAAAAUUGGAUUAAAAAAAAGAUGACCUCUGAAUAUUUUUCUGUUUAAACUGGGAAGCUCCUUUACUCUCAAAUGAAGUGAAAGUAAACAACAUCUGAAGGUUGCAGUUAGCUGCUUGAAGUUUUUUCACUGGGAACUGUAAAGCUGAGUGAAAUGCAGCUACCCUGGUUGGUGCAGAGGGCAGCCCAGAGACUGCACGUUCACACGUGCAGCACUCCUGCUUGGCCUAAACUUGAUCCAGACUUUGACUGUGAGCAAAGUUGGGAACUUCAGUCCCUGUGGACAAUGUGUCAGUAUUGUGAUUUUUGCCUGUAUUGAGCUUCACUAGAAUAAUUCCAGCCUGCAGUCUUCACUCUGUUUUUUUUUCCAGACUGUUGAAUAGUUUUUGAGAUGUGGCAGGGCACUUCUAAACCCAUCUGGGUAGUCUUUCUGCCUUAUUUGAUCCUUUUGUAUGCAAGAAAAGCGUUCCCAGUAAGGUAGUGAGAAUUACUUGGAGAGGUUGAAUCUAUCUGUUCAAAUAAUUUUUUAGUUUUGCAUUCACAUUUUGAAUUAGGGACAGCUGGAAAAAUGACUUUUCAUUUUGUUGCUGAUGGCUUCUAAAUAGAUAAAGCCUGCUCACUUAAAACCAAAUGGUGGUAAGCCUGGUGGUAUUAACAUGCUGCCAAGACCCAAUAGGUUUUUUUAGGUAUUUACUGCCUCUCUCCCUCUUUGGACUGUAGGUGGAGUAAACUACCUGAGAGGCAGACAGGAACUGCUAGCUUUCCUCCCUCCAUUCUUUUACUGUCAUUAUCUGCCACUGGCAGCCCACAUUGUGCCACAGGACACCUUUAACAGAAUUUUUAUUAGAACAGUAGGAUACUGUAAUGGUUCAGGUGGAGGAGAUCACUCUUUGCAGGACCUGAGCUGGAUAUUGUGACAGUCCUCAACUUAUAAUUAAACUUACCUCUCCACUAAUGCACUUUUAUAUAUUAGGUAUAUGUAUGUAAGACUGCAAAAACUAGAGUGAAGAAGACAUCAACAAUUUUUUUUCCAUAAAAGUUGCUGCCCUUUUUUUAACUUUAAAUCUAUGCCAUGUUUGCAUCUUUGGAAUUUUAAAGGGCAGCAUCUUUUUUGUGUCAAGCAUAGGAAUUCUCUAGUGUUACUUUCCCUGGCCAGUUAAUUCAGAAGUUUUAUAGGAGAGAAACCCUACAGGAGGGGGUCAGUAAUGUAGUAUCAGGCUUCUUAAAAUUACUUGUUCUCCCCCUUUGUUCUGAAGUCCAAAUCCUUUAGGUGCAUUAAGUUUCAUUUCAGAGAAGUUUGUUUUGUAAGAGCUAGCCUUCUGGUACAGAAACCAGUACGAUCACUUUUUUCUUACCCAUGGAGUGUAAUGCUUUAUAAUAUUGAGAUACUUGUGCCAUGUGUAGCAUUCACUGGGGAGAGAUGCUGCACAGUGUUUUGUAGCAGAUGUGGCCAGCAUUUUCUGUAUCUAGAUGGAGCACUAUUGCUAAGCAGAAGUUCUUCAGCUGAACAGCACAUGCUGUUAUGGGUGUCUCAACUGUGUUACUUGAAAGCCCAAGUCAGAAGGUCAGGGGGAACUUGUGACUUUGAAGUUAUACGUAAGUGGUCUGUGUAGGCCCAACUAAUAAAUCUCAGUCUUUGGUCAGUAAGUUUGCCCAGAGGGAGCUACUGGAGAGCAGAGGUUGAUAUGGCACUAAAUACAUCACAGUUUGUGACAUACUGUGAUGCUAAGAGUCCGAGACUCAAUAUCCUUGCUAUAGUUGAGUGAAGUAUGACGACCUUAUCCCAUAUUUUUUACUGGAGUAGCUUUGUAUACUAAGCAGACUGUGCUGUUAUCUUUUUUUUGUGUUGCGCAGGCACUAGGAUACCUGCCCCCAAGAUGGGAAUUCCUUCCCUGGAUUCCUCUGGCUUUGCAGCUGUCAUUUUUUUCAGCCAGCUCACUUAGUGGGGAAUUAUGGUAGAGAUGAGAGAAGCUUUCCCACGGUGCUCAUUACUUGGAUCUUAAUACUGUGUCAGGUGAGGUAUGUUUGGGAUUCUUCUACCUGGGGACCUCACAAGUGAUACUUGAAUACAGCUAGGAGUGAAGGAGAGUGGCAGAUCAUGUGAGACGCCAUGGAGGAGAAUUGGCUGGAGACAUUCAAAAGAAAUAGAGGAUUCAGUAGAAGCACUUUAGGGCAGGAGUAAGCAAAAACACAAGAUAGUAGCUAUUGGGUAGAAAUGCCCUUCUUGCUGCUUAUGUUGACUUGAAGCUUCUCCGUUUCAGAGCUAGCACUGGUUCCAAGAUGUUCUAUUGGGGACAUUAGUUUAAUUUCCUUUUUAAUGUCAACUUUGGUUAUCGCUACUGCUUUAGUGACGAAACUUCUUUUGAUCAAUAUAAAAUGUGGCGUGCUUCAGUUUUCUUUUGGACUUUUCUACGCAAUGGCAUGUCACUAAAAUAAUUAAAAUUAGUAAAGCCCUCUUGGAGAAUGCUGUAUAACUGGUCAUCAUUUAAUUUGACAGUUUACCUUUAGAAAUAUGGGAAGAAUUUGAUGUAUUUUUUGUCACAGAACUUCGUGUGAAGUGAUACUUAAGUCCUCUAAAAAGAUUUUACUACUUGGCUAUUUUUGAUAGGCUGAAAAGAAUAGAAUAGGGAAGUGAUUUGACACAUUUAUUUUUUAAGCUGCUUCCUCUGAAAACAAAGCUAGUGCUCUCCAUUUAGCUAUUGGGAAAGUGCUGUUCAGAGAUUCCCUGACACACCAGAAACUUAGAAGCUCUGUUUUAAAGGAGGGCCACAGGUGAGUUGGUGUUCAGGUCAGGGUGCUGAGUGAAGAACAUAUCCACACCUCUCCAAAGACACCUAAUUAACAUGGAGCAGGUUGUACCUACUUGCCACCUUUGUUAUGGUCAAGGCUUUAAGGGUUGCAGCCACAUGCUCCUCUACUCCCAAUGCCCAAUCCAUGCUAGGGUUUCCAGACUGUAUGGAUGUACUGAAGUUAGCAGAAUAUUCUUUGCAGAAGAACCAUGGGGAAUGCAGUUGAGCUGUACACUUUCCAGCCUAUUUCACCUAAGCAUAUAAAAGCAGUUUGCCAGAGAAUGUUCUGGUUGUACUGAGGAAAAGGGGAAGUGAGGAACAAACUUACUUUUCCUAGAGUGUCUUAAUGGAGUCAUGUGAGCUAAAACUCUUGUUCCUGAGUCUUCUGCAUAAUCACUGAAUACAUAUUUGGUUAGUAUUAUUUUGUUUUAGCUGAAGAGUGGUGUGCUAUGUAUACCUCUGCCCACCCUGUUAGAGCUUCUUUGAUCAUGCUCUUUAACAAAGCUGAAUCUAUGCAUCUGUGCAUCAGAAAAGCCCAAGAGUGGUGCUGUCAUUUGAUGGUGGAAGUUAGUUUGGCCUGACACACUUAAUGCCUGUGUCAGAAAUGUCUCUAUUCAGCUGUUUACCAAACAGGAGGCUCAGGGUAUAGCUGUAUUUUGAGUCUCAUUGCUUGUACCUUUCUUCCACUUAAUACAUCUUGUAGUAAGGUACCUACAUAAGAAAACCUCUAUGGCAGAUCUAAAUGAAAAAUUGGAGAGUGAACAGAUUUAUACAGAGUUUUUCCAUGCUAUGUAUUUUUAAUGCCUUGUGCAGUCUAUUGUAGCCUUCAGGUUUUCCAGGUGCUACUGUUGUUUAAGUCUAAUAGAGCUGGGUAAAACUUUUACUUUGACAGUCUGAAUUUACUGAAUUCUCUCAUCUUAUUUUUGGUACUACUUGCUGUUUCUGUCACUCUGGAAAAAAGUUCCCAUAUUACCUAAUGGGAGAAAUUUUUUCUGUUCUAAUUUGAAGUGCCUGUUUUAUAAAAGUCUUCUUUAAUUUCCUCAGUCAACUUGAUAUGGGACUAUGUGUAAAGUAACAUCAUAGAAUUAGAUUAUAUAAGUGCCAGAGAUGUUUUUUCCUGGAAAGCAAUGGUCCAGAACUAGUUCUAGCUGCAGUCAUUUGGAAAUUCUUCCACGCAACCUGCUAAAACUGGUAUUUACAAGCAUCUCUGGAGCUUUAGGGGACAGAGUUACCUUUGUUUGCUUGUCUUUCAUUGCUCAGUUCACUUAAGUAGCCUUUGUUUCUGAGAAACCAAAGAAAUUAAAUGAAGGAUUUAAGAUAGUAUAGGUUUUGUAGAAUAUGCAGAAUUUAUAUCAUGAGGUCAUUAGAGAGAAAUCUGCAGAGCCUGUUUGCUUCUGUGUUGUAAAUGUCAAAGCUUACUGUAAGACUGAUAAAACCUGACUAGGAAUUUGUUAGUUCAUUCAUCAGCCUUACAAAUUAGCAUUGCUAAUAACAGCUUGCCUUCAUAGGAUUUAGCAGAUUUAUAUAAAAUGCACAGUCUGAGACACUGAUAAUAAGUUCUAGAGUUUCAAUCCCUAUUACAACUAAAAUUCACUUCAAGUCAGCCCUAUCAUGGCUGCUUGUUUGUCAGUAAAUAGGCAGGUGGCUAAAAGUUUGUGCAAGAGCUGGCUGCCCCCAGAAGAACAGUAUAAAAGAAAUAACCUCCUUUCUCCAGUGUGUAUGCAGAAUGAAGUGGGACCGUGGGGUGUCAGGAUCCUCUCAUAUACAGCAAGCUUAUAGAAUGGAGUAUGUUUAAAUAAGUACUUGCCUACCAUAGCAUAGAAAAGGUUUCUAGAGGAAACAGGUCUUUAGCAUGCAUGUUACCGCUUCCCACCAACACAUCUGAGGUGCUCGUAUUAUACCUACUUUAUCAGGAGGCAGGCAAAAAGUAUGGCAGUAAGAAAACCUUUGCCUGUAUUGAAAGUUAUAUUUACUUCAAGAUGUGCCAUCAGAGGUAGCUGGCACAUCUGCUCAAAGAAAAUGUUUUUAAAUGAUAGAAACUUGAUUGGGAGAUAGGCAUUUCUGAUGCUAGUUUGCAGGGUGGGGGGGAAAUCAGUGUUGCAGACACUGAUGAAAAUUGUUAUAGAGCAGACAACUGCUGGGUGCUUUGUGAUUAAAAAAAAAAAAUUUAGUUAUUGUGAUUUCAAGUAUGCCUCUAAAAGGCUGGUUUCAAGUAUUUGAUCCUUGUCACUCUUCAGCACAAAUUUUAUUCUGUUCUUGUUAAAAUUUAAGUCAUGUAGAAACUAGAAGCAUAUUUUUAAUAUAGAUACUUUUAUUGCACUACAUUUCCUUCCUGAAUCUAAUAAUACUUUGAUUUUUUUUUUAAAGCUACCUCUUUAAGUUGAGCGCUUUUGUCAAUUUUGUAUUUAACUGAUUUUUAGGAAACUACAAAAUAGUUUCUUUUUAUUUAUGUAGGAAUCCAUGACUUAAAGACCACAAGUCUUCCUUCUGUUUAAAGUUUUUAUUAAAGGCAUUUUAAAUUUAGUUAAAAGACCUAAGCUUUUGAAGGAGCAGAAUAAUUACACACUUUGAGCAUGGAUUCUCCUGUGUGUUCUAUUUACUUUUAGAAGGGUCAGAAAUUUUAUACUAACCUCAGCUGAGGACAUGACUUUUGGGGGGCAAUAACAAGUUUUGAGUUGGAGCGUUUUAAUCAAUUUAAUUUAUUGCUAAUUAAGAGCUUUUCGUUACUGGUUUUGGUAUUGAAAGAAAAAAAUAAAUAAACCACCUAAGGUAAACACUGCUGUUUUCUUCCAGACAGCAGUCUUCUCUCUUUCCCCCAUGCCAUCCCUCACCCCAUGGUGGUCUCCAGUCCCUUGGCUGCACGUUGCGUUCAGUCCCCCCAGCAAGGCCACAGGCAGCACAGGAGGUUGGGAUCAAUCAGUCUGUGCUUGCUGUUCUGUCACUGCUCCUUGUCUCGUACUCAACUGCUCUCCUGUGGGUUUCUUCACCAGCCGCAGUCCCUUUAGAGCUGUAGCUCCUUCUGAGUCUACGCUCAGCCUCUGCUCAGGCUAUGAUUUUCCUUUGGCAUUUCUUCUGCUCAGCUGUCUUUCCUUUCAGCUCCUCUUGUGCUGGCAUGGUCUUUUCCUUUUUUUUUUUUUUUUUUUUUUCCUCCUACCGCUAUAACACUGUAAUCUCUCUUUCUUGGCAUUUACUGCCCUCUCUUAAACAUGCUUUUGCAGAAGUGCCAGAAACAUCUCUGACGGUGUUGGAGUGCAGUGGGUCAGUGCCCACUGUGCCCAAGAGGCAGCGGGUGCUGACUGAAACACAGGAGGAUCCCUCUGAACAUAGGGAAGAACUUUUUUUACCGUGAGGGUGACUGAGCACUGGCCCAGGUUGCCUGGAGAGGCUGUGGAGUCUCCAUGUGUGGAGAUAUUCAGAAGCCAUCUGGACACGGUCCCGGGCAGCCUGCUUUAGUAGGUGGCCCUGCUUGAGCAGUGAGUUGGGCCAGAGGACCUUGCGAGAUCCCCUCCGGGUUUCUGUGCUGCCUGUUGCAGAGCUGGCCGGGAGCGGCACAGGGCAGGCCCUGGCUGCUUCCUACGCUGGGCACCCUGCAGCCCCCUCACUGCCAAAACGCUGGCAGUUAUGCUCAGUGCAUGACUGAGCAGGGUUUAAGCCCUUACAGUUUGGGCUGACAAUUUUUGUGAGCGGUCGCUGGUGCUGCGUUCCCUUUCUGUGAUACUGUUGUCUUAGGUCAAGUAAAUGAAACUCCUAAGAAUAUAAUCAAAUGUUUAUAGCAGAGUUCUGUGUCUGGUUACAUUUGCAUCCCUGCUGAUUUCAGAGGACAACUUAGAUCUACACUUGACCAGAGGAGCAGCCAAAGGGGUAAACUACUUCCUUUCUGCCCAACCCUCCAUAAUCAUGAAAACAAAUCUUUGUAUAGUCUCUAUAUCCUGUAGAUGUUGUAUUGUUUCCUCCUGGCAGUUUAAUUUGAACCAGUAAUCAAAAGUCCUUGCUGGUUGAGAGUUGAGUAACAGGAAAGUGGGAAUAGAUUCACUGCUUCAAACAAAAAUAAAGUUGUAUAUAGUUGGUGUGUGUAUUUUCAGAUAUUUAAUUUGAGUUACUUGAAUACUGAGUGUUACAAGCCUUUCCAUGUUAAUGAGGAUUGAUAUAUUUCAGAAGUACUUUCUCUUCUUUAACUGUAUUGGUGUGCUGUUGUUAACUCAGAGUUGUACUGCUGAAAACUGUUUUUAGAAUGCUUUAUCUGAGAAGUCACAGCUAAAGACAGCAUAAGUUUUUCAACAAUAGACCGUUUAUGGUGGUAUAUUCAUAUGUUCUGUGAACAGCUGUUGGAUCCAUCUUUUUAAGAUGUUCUUUGCCAUAGGUGAGGGGCCAUAACAAAUGUUGAAAUACUCAGAAUAAUUGCACUUACCUGUUCUGUUUUUUCUUAAGGUGUUUCCUAUGCAUACUGCCUUACCUGUAUGUACUGUAUGUCACUGGAGGUACAAAUAAAAAAAAAAAAGUAAAUAUCAAGUUCUUGAUUUAUAAAAUGGGAAUGGGUUUUUAAAAUAAUUCUGUAAUACUGCAUAUUUACCAGUGAUAUCUGUCUUCUAAGGGAGGAUGAUGGUGGUAAGCCCAGGUGAUUUUAGUCAAAAGGUAAUAUUGGUGGUCUUUACAUUCGCACUGACUUUCUGAAUGAUUUUGGUCAUUUGAAAUAUUCUCUUUUUUUUUUUUUUAAAGGUUUUUGUAGAGGCUAACCUAUGUUAAUAAGCCAACUUUUAGGUGAUUUGUAAGAGUUCUGAUACUGCCUCUGAGUCAUACAGUUCAUAUAAUGUCUUUGUAACUUAUUUUGUGCCUUUUCUUCCCCUGACACAAAAUCUCUCAAUAAAAACAAGCUCUUUUGCAACACUGCAAA
This is a messenger RNA of Tyto alba (common barn owl), 10916 nucleotides long. RefSeq names its product solute carrier family 22 member 15 (gene SLC22A15). Gene Ontology annotation, biological process: transmembrane transport. The record is from RefSeq and is a predicted model, not a curated record. Lineage: Eukaryota; Metazoa; Chordata; Aves; Strigiformes; Tytonidae. Gene Ontology annotation, molecular function: transmembrane transporter activity. The transcript is spliced from 12 exons. Gene Ontology annotation, cellular component: membrane. The coding region runs from base 115 to 1755 and encodes 546 amino acids.